AUGUCGAGUGCGAACACUGGUGCUGCUGGGACGGGAAGCACAGGCACCGGUAUUGGAGCUAAAAUCAAGGGAACGGUCGAUGUUAUUCAUGGAAUAGGCGAAUCUCUACGCGGAAGGGCCAUGGGUGCCGUCGACACGGCCAUUGGCCAUGACGGUCAGCAGCAUGCGUCGAUCGCAACCAAGGGUCGCGAAGAGGCAGAGAUGGGGAUCGCACGGAUGAAGGGGCAGAGCGGUACCACAACGGGCAGUGCCGCAAACCCGCCCGCAGACGCUGUGCGGGGCGAUGGAACGCGGUACCCCGGUACGGGCGCAGCUCCGGGGCGCGAGGAACAAUAUAAUUCAGGUGCUCAAGGAGGUCAGCACGGAGGCCACGCAGGAUUAGGUCGGUCUGGAGAUGACAGGGCUACGGGUAACCUCGUCCAAGGAGAGACGCAUUCUUCAGGCGGCCUUGGUCGCGGGCUUGGGACAGGGGCCGGUGUCGGUGCGACCGCUGCUGGACUCGAAGGAAACCACCACCAUCCUCACCAAUAUGACGAUACGAACAUGCAUCAAAAUCAAUUCGGCGAAAACGAGGACAACGAACCACACGCAUAUACUGGCUCGUCAGGCACAGGUCUCGGUCAACAAGAACCACCUGGCACGGGUGCGCCUGCAAGGCAACUCGCAGGACACAUGGCCACUGGUCAUUACGAAGGCGAUCAUGCUUCAGGAGAUUCAGCCGCGGGAGAGAAGCAUUCAUCAAGCGGUCGUGGUCGUGAGCUCGCAACGGGAGCCGGUGUCGGUGCCGCGGCUGCUGAUCUCGAAGGAAGCCAUCGCCACUAUCAUCACCAUAACGGUGCGGGCCAGAAUCAAGAUGAAUCCGGUAGAACUGGAGCGGAUUCUGGGCUUGGGUCUGGCAUUGGCACCAGAACUGGAACGAACGCUGCUCCUUACGGCGCGCGCGCAGUUCCGGGGCAAGAAGAACAGUACGGCACGAGUACACCUGCAGGACAGACAGGUGGUUAUGCGGGAUCUAGUUGGCAUGAGGGUGGCAGAACUCCAGGCGAUCAUUCCGUCGGUGAACGGGGACACUCAAUAGGUGGUCUUGGUCGUGGGGCUACAACAGGAUUCGGUGCUGGUGCAGUUGCUGCUGCUGUCGAAGGAAGGCAUCGCCACGACGAGGAUAGAACUCACAACGAGCCCCACAACUCAUCCCACAGAUUUGGCGGUAACGAUGUUGGUGGAGCGGAGCAUACAGGCAACGGCAGCUACGCUAACUUCACAGGCGUUCCAAGCGUGCCAAACAAGGACUAUUCGGGGUUGGGUGAUCGUCAGGUUGGGAGCGAUUCGCGUGCCGCCGGCGCGGGCCAGCAAGGUCGCACAGCUGAGGGAUUUGGCGGAUCUGAAGUUCCAGGCGUGCCGAGAGGUGGACAAGGCGCGGCUCGGAACGAUCAAUAUGGUCAAAACAACGAUCACUCUUCAGUUGGCAAUGGCCUGCGCUCAAGAGGUGAUGGCAAUGGUUCUGGAGUUUAUGCGCACGCAGGCCAAGAUUCCGCUCACGAUGAGUUUGGCCAGGGAAGCAUUCCGGGGAUCUCGAGGCAUGGUCAAGGAGAUUUAAAGGCCGCUGAGUAUGGACAGGGUCAUACCAUGGGAGACAGGACUCAGCACACUGCAUCGGAGGCUGAAAGUGGCGCAUAUAGCGGCCAAGGUCAUCCGUCUCAGAGCGGUGCGUCCGUAGGAGGGUUUGGCCAAAGCGGUGCAGGUCAAGACGGGUCCAGUUUCGCUGGAGUUCCCGGCGUCUUCCAAAGCGACAAGCAAUAUGACUCUCGUCAAAGUGAAAUUCCGAGCGAUCGUGCUCCAGCGCGAGGCCAGAGUGAAUUUGCAGGAGUUCCCGGAGUUCUUCAACAGGGCGACCAGUCUGCUGGGGAUGCUCCUCCGCUUCCUCGUCGAAACGAGCAGCCGAAUGUGCCACGCCGUUGAGUCCGGUUUCAUACGUUCAUGAACCUAAUCAGGAGAUGUGUUAUCGUGUAGUGCAAGAGUUGCAAUGAGGACGAUGUAUGAUAUGCAGUCGCGAUUAGUUUACUUUGAUUUUUUGGACAAUUUAUGCCACGUACUACGC
Heterobasidion irregulare TC 32-1 is the source of this 2098-nucleotide messenger RNA. RefSeq lists its product as uncharacterized. The transcript is spliced from 5 exons. The record is from RefSeq and is a predicted model, not a curated record. The coding region runs from base 1 to 1959 and encodes 652 amino acids. NCBI's taxonomy places the organism in Eukaryota, Fungi, Basidiomycota, Agaricomycetes, Russulales, Bondarzewiaceae.